Molecule: messenger RNA, 228 nt
Organism: Nicotiana tabacum (common tobacco)
Lineage: Eukaryota; Viridiplantae; Streptophyta; Magnoliopsida; Solanales; Solanaceae
Source: RefSeq, a predicted model, not a curated record
AUGAAUUUCAGAAGCAUGGAUGAAUUUUGGCUUUUCUACAUGAACCAACGUAUACACUCAAGACCAGCAACAAGGCGUUGGCAUUUUAAUUUAGUUUUGUUCAAAAACUGGUUUGUGAUUUUUGUGCCACUUUUUGGUUAUGGCUUUGCAUGGUGUAGCCAUUUUUAUGUUGAAGGGAAUGUUCCUGCAGCAUUGAGACACCCUUUUUGGUGUCUGUUUUCUGAGUGA